This is a messenger RNA of Symbiodinium necroappetens, 480 nucleotides long. The record is from the annotation of a GenBank genome assembly. Lineage: Eukaryota; Dinophyceae; Suessiales; Symbiodiniaceae.
AUGGCAUAUUCCAAAGGGAUGAAGACCAGAAGCGAGGCUCGACGGGAGGCCAUGACCCGUGUUUUGGAGAACAUGACGCCGAAGGUGCUUGUCGUCGACGAGAUUGGCACGAAGGGGGAAGCGCAGGCUGCUCGGACCAUUGGAGAACGAGGUGUUCAGCUGGUGGCCACCGCACAUGGCCACAACCUCUCUGACUUGCUUUCGAACACGGACCUCCGCGAUUUGGCUGGUGGCAUCAUGACGUCUACUGUGGGUGAUGCAAACGAACGCUACAAGGCUUCCGGGCGAAAGACAGUGUCCGAAAGGUCCUGUCGACCUGUGUUCUAUACAUUGAUUGAGAUCCGGAGCCCGAUCUCAGUCGCAAUACACACAGACCUCGCCCGAUCCGUGGAUGUCGCGUUGAUGGGCCAGUCCCUCACAGUUCAAGUUCGUUCGCGGGAUGAAGAGGGACAGAUGUGGGUGGAGUGGCAAAAGAUGUGA